Molecule: messenger RNA, 1444 nt
Organism: Pteropus alecto (black flying fox)
Lineage: Eukaryota; Metazoa; Chordata; Mammalia; Chiroptera; Pteropodidae
Gene: PUSL1
Product: pseudouridylate synthase like 1
Exons: 9
Coding region: 121-1089 (322 amino acids)
Biological process (GO): tRNA pseudouridine synthesis
Molecular function (GO): RNA binding; pseudouridine synthase activity
Source: RefSeq, a predicted model, not a curated record
GGGAGCGACGGGGGCCGUGACCAGAUUGCGUGCGCGCGCGCGCGCGCAGAGCCCACGUGCGGCACCCGCUCGGCCCGGUCCGGCUCCGCCCCGCUCCUCUCCCUCCGGACCCGUCGGGCCAUGGGUUCCGGCCGGGCCGCAGACUCGGUGCGAGCGCGCUACCUCGUGUACUUCCAGUACUUAGGCACGGACUUUAACGGGGUCGCGGCCGUCAGGGGAACCCAGCGUGCCGUCGGGGUCCUGAACUACCUAGAGGAGGCCGCAGAGAGGCUGAACUCGGUCUUGCCGGUCAAGUUUAUCAUCUCCAGCCGCACAGAUGCUGGAGUCCACGCCCUGAGCAACGCUGCGCACCUGGAUGUCCAGCGCCGCUCAGGCCAGCCGCCCUUCUCCCCUGAGGUCCUGACCCAGGCCCUCAACACCCACCUGCGCCACCCUGCCAUCCGGGUCCUGCAGGCCUUCCGAGUGCCCAGCGACUUCCAUGCCCGCUAUGCAGCCACGUCCAGGACCUACCUGUACCGCCUGGCCACCGGCUGUCCCGGGCCUAGCCAGCUGUCAGUGUUUGAGCGAAACCGAUGCUGGGCACUACGGGCUGACUGCUUGGAUGUGGCUGCCAUGCAGGAAGCUGCCCAACACCUCCUGGGGACACAUGAUUUCCGCGCCUUCCAAUCAGCCGGCAGUCCAUCCACUAGCUCUGUGCGCACACUGCGCCGAGCCUCAGUGUCCCCCGACCCAGCCAGCCCCUUUGUCCUCCCCCAGGAGAGCAGGAGGUUGCAGUUCUGGACGCUGGAGUUUGAGAGCCAGUCUUUCCUGUACAGACAGGUGCGGAGAAUGACAGCAAUCCUUGUGGCCGUAGGGUUGGGGGCCUUGACACCCACUCAAGUGAAGGUGAUUCUGGAGAGCCGGGACCCACUGGGCAGGCAUCAGACACGUGUGGCCCCAGCCCAUGGCUUGUUCCUGAAGUCGGUGCUAUACAGAGACCUUGAGGACCUGGCGGCCAGGAAUCCAGCCUCUGCCCAGCAGGAAAGCCCAGCUCUGCUGGGAGACUUCAGGCCAGAGACCAGCAGCGCAAAGGCAGGCGGCCUGGAGUGAAUCCUGCCUCCAGCGAUUCCAAAGCUGCCGGCCUCAAGUGCUCUGUGGGGUCCAUGGCACUGAAGCAGCAAAUGACCCUCAACGCCCAGCGAACCUCAGGGCUGCCACAGCCCACUAGCCGGACCACUGUGACCCGCUCUGUCAAGUACUCAAGUGUCUGGGGCCACAGCAGGCCUCCCGUCUCCCUGAGUCCCUUGUGCGCUGGGUGCCCAUCUGCCCCAGGUGGGCUGCCCCAGGGGUGGGCAUGGGAAACGGAUGUCAGCAUCAUGAAGGAAAAACACAAGCAGCCUUUGGUUCAGCGUGUAAUGUGCAUUAACACCCCAGACCCAAAAGUAGAAAUAAAAGGUAAAGGGGC